Messenger RNA from Mycena citricolor, 7643 nucleotides. The record is from the annotation of a GenBank genome assembly. NCBI's taxonomy places the organism in Eukaryota, Fungi, Basidiomycota, Agaricomycetes, Agaricales, Mycenaceae.
UUUCGGACCCUGGACCACAUACGGGUGGGGUGAUUCACGGUAAUUUGCCUAUGCUGAUUAGCACAUGUCAGUCUGAUCGGCCUAUACUGUAGUACUUGAUACCCGCAAGCAUAUCCCUAGUGAGUCGUGACCGGUUCAGGGAAGUUCCAGAUUGGGCCGUUUUGCUUGCUAUUGCUUGUGCGCCCUAUGAGUUUGUGGAUCGGGCCCAGAAGUUGGGAGUCCAAGAUCGCCAGGGACUGGUUCUAAUCUAGGAUCCAUUGCUGUUCACCCUAUCUCUCUUCUAUCGGAAGGCAGCAGUUUUUACGCGCCUCGUCUAUCCGAAAGGCACUUCAUCUAGGGAGAAGUAACUUGUUAGCACCGCGAGCUCCUAAUAUCAAGUUGCCUAUCGAUGGCUCCGAAAGAUCUGCCACUGCCGCGGGGCCCGUCCAGCUCAUCAUCGUACAGCUUUCUCGCCUUGAGCCCUAUCGAUGCAACAUUUACGGGAGAGGACUUGCACUCCCCAUUCGCCCGAUCGCUUAUAUAGCCACAUCCCCUCGAGAAACUGUGCACGGAUCUCCCGACCGUUGUGUGGGGGGUACCCAGCUGCGUAAGUCGAGAAAUCAAGGAGACUUCAGAUUGCAGUAGUAGACCAGUUGCGAGCCUGUCGGCUUACGAAGGGAGGUAGCCCAAGGCUGAUCUAAUGUUUUCCGGGGCAAAGCGCACGUCGUUGUCCCACCGCCUAAUAAGAUGCGAUCAGCGGGAAAGCCAUGGACAGGAUAACGCGCUAUGACGCGGCGGGGUAUUGUGACGUGACGGUCACAUCGCGGAGGACGCGUCUCCAGUCCUCCAACUUCAAUGCCUACUUACUACUUACGAAUUUCCCACUGAAAUGCCGGGCACUGAUCUUAAUUGGGCAUCUUUCUCGGCUUCUCUGCCAGGCUGAAUGGAAAGGGUUCUGACUGCUCACAAUGCGUGACAUGCCUCCUUCGCCAGCGUCAUCGUCAUACCUGCCUUUGUGGUCGCACGAGCUCCUGCUACAUUGCGCUCUAAAGAUUCAUUCAGGGCCCUUUUAUAUCCCCAAAUAUGCAACAAAGACACGUUCUCCUUCAUAAGCCGUGGCCCUCUGGCAGUCAUUCACCAUCCUUUCCUUGUUCCUCCGCCCUCUUCAUCCCAUGUCGCACCCGACCACGCUGCUGCAGGCCACCAGCCGUGUCAACUCCCAUGCCGAGCAGCCACUUGAGGGCUCUCCGAGCCUUGAGCAUCCCCUGCCGGCGAAACCUGACGUGCGGACUCACGGCGACCGGGAAUGGAAGCGCAAGCGCGUCGAUAGCCAGAAUGAUCCUCGCGGAGGUCAGUGGGAGGACGCUGGCCGUGCGGGGCACGGUCGGGGGAACAGGAGGGCGCUACCUUCUUUCAAGAAGAUCUCUGCUUGCACUCUUCCAUCAUCGGCGAACAUCAAGGAUUCGACUGCGUUCCAGACCGGUGAAGGGGGAGGAAGAGGGACGCUCUCGGCGGUGUCGAUGCCUCCCGUGAUGGCUGCUGGUCAGUCAGAAGUGGUACCCGGGGAUACUUUUGAGGACUUGCACGAUCUUGCUCUAAUCGCAACGAUUACCCAAUCACUGCCGGAUCCACGUCAUCUUACAGCUAGAUUGCAGAUAAUUGAACGGGAGCGAGACAAUUUGAUUGAUAGGACUGCCAGCUUGCAACUCGAGAUCUUGCUUCUUCGCAAGCGAGUCCAGAAACUCGAAUUCCAGCUUCCACGCACCGGAUCAGCGUCCGACGGCUCUGAACUGGAGUCAGAGGCGGAGCCGGAGUCGGAUCUCACCGAGAUUGAGGAUAGUGGAGGGUCGGAACCGGAGCCGUUCGCGCCUCCAGCGGCUGACUGGGAGGAAGCGGACGUAGUUCCAGAUGACGCGAACGAAAGCGAGGGCGAAGAGUCGGAGUACCAAGAUGAUAGCCAGAGCGACUAUGGGGAGACUUCCAGUCAGAAAUCUUCAUCGAUCAUCGAGAACGUCAGCUGGCUUCCUCCGAGAGUUACUCGGAAUCAGACCAGACAACGCCUGAAUCUCGGUAUCCCGGACUCGGAAUCUGAUUUCGAUGACGACGAAAACAAGGUUAGCCACAUUGCGAUUUGCGGACCUCGUACUCGGAGCCGCGUCAAAAACGCAAAAAACGCUAAGCCGCACCUGGGUAAGCGCCGCUCGCGCGUGGUAGUAGUGUCGGAUGACGAUGAAAGCGACGCUGGUGAUGUAUAGUGAGAUGAUGGGUGGUUCACGAACAUGCCUUUUUCGCCUACCGGACUUGUCCGUCGUGCUCAGAGAGAAAGGGAUGCAUAUUUAUCUAUCGCACUCAUUACAUUCUUAACGAUAAUCAUAUCCUUGGCUAAAAUUUUGAUGUUCCAUGACGAUUACUUAAUCCAUCUUUGUUCUCCCGUCCCCCACAAACAUUCACCCGAGUCCCUCGAAUUUCCUCAACCACGAUCCAUGGACGUAGACGACUACGAUGAACUCUCCGACCUCACCGAUUCGGACGAAUAUGAAGACGGACCGAAGCGUCGCAAGAGCGCGAAGGGGAAGGGCAAAGCAGCCGCAGCGGGCGGAUACCAGAUUCGGCACGCACUGAAGGCGCCUCGCGCGACGACUUACACGACUGAGGCUCUACACAAGCAGAUGCACGACUCGGACAUCGAGCUCGAACCCGAAUACCAGCGCGAGGUCGUCUGGCCCGCCGCGAAGCAAAUCAGCCUCAUCGACUCCAUCUUCCGCAACUUCUACAUCCCACCAAUCAUAUUCGCUGUGCAGCAGGACGACGAGGGUGCGGAGAAGCGGGUGUGCAUCGACGGGAAGCAGCGGCUGACUUCUAUACUGCUGUUCAUGGAUGGUAUGAUCCCACACAAAGACCCCCUGACAGGUGACAAGAUAUGGUACAUCGACAACCCCGCGUACAAGAUGAGGAUGGCCAAGAAGUUGCUGCCAGAGAGAUACAAAAAGAUGUUUCAGAACAAGGCGAUCGUGUGCGUCGAGUACACGGAUUUGACGCCUGAAGACGAGAGAGAGAUAUUCAAGCGCGUGCAACUGGGUGUUGCGCUUACACCAGCUGAAAAACUACGCGUACUGACCUCUCCGCGAGCCGACUUUCUUCGCGAAAUCCAGGAGAACUUCCUCAACAACGAAGACUCGAGUAUGUGCCGUGCGUCCUUCGAGUGGGACCGCAGUCGCGGUUCCGACUACCGCUGUCUGGCGCAGAUGUUCCACUGCAUCGCGGCGUCUCCCAAGGCCUCAAGCAUGCCGCAGAUGGAGAAGUGGCUUUCGCAGGAGGCUCCGCUAGCCAAGCCGUUCCGGGUGGACAUCGAAAACACAUUCAAGGUGUACGAGGCGUUGGUGAGACUCGGCGUGCUCAAUAAGGUGUCCCCCAUCGAGUUCAUCACGAUCGGCAUCCUCAUCUUCCGCACCAAAGACGCGCUGACGUUGGCCAAUCUGGGGGCCGCGGUCACCGCCAUGCGCGCAGAUGUGCGUUCGAAGCAUAGCGACAUCCGGAACAACAACGCGGUAUACGGGACUAUGCGCAAAUUUAUCGAGUCGUACCAGGGACCAGCACUGGGUCACGGGGAGCUGUCGGCCCAAGAUUCCGUGCUGCAGGGCGCGGGCAAGACAGCGCUGGGCUCCAAACGCAAAGCAGCCAGGCCACUCGAAAGCGAUGCCGAAGAGGCAGCGGAAGAUUCUGACGCCGACUACGUCCCCGCGCAAAAGCCCUCACCUCCGAAAAAGCGAGCGGCCAAGACGACGAAGUCACCGAUGACGCCGCCGAUGUCGAUGACCCCUCCGUCCGCCGUCGCGGCGCCGUCUGCCGUCGAUGUCAUACGGCAAGCGAAGGAGAAGAUCCGCGCGCAGGCAACUGCGGCUUCAGCUUCAGCUUCGGCUUCGGCUUCGGCUUCGGCUACAUCAGCGGCAACGGCCAAUACGAGCGCUAGCCACCCGCCACGACCGCCGCCGCCGUCCCUCGCGCUGCCGAGACGACCAGAUGGCGCACUCCCCCCCUCGUCGCAGCAGCAGAGUGCCAACACCGUCGCCGCGGCGCUGGAGGCGAACCUUAUGUCCGGCACCGGGCCGCGCAGGAUCAAGGUCGAGCCGGGGUCGAGCCACCCGCCUUGGACCCCCGCCAGCGGCAGAGAGCGGUGGGACAGGCCCGAGCAUGAGCACAAGUACACGGCCCUGUCGACGCCGCACGCGCCGUAUGCGCACGAUUCUGGCAGGGCUAGGCAGCAGCCGCCUCCAUCGAGCAGGGAUCGGGAGCAGGACCGGCGGUCCUAUGACAGUCGCGAUUACCGGGACCGCGAUCGCAAUUGGCGGUAGCUGCUGAUACAUAUUGGUUGUUCUAGUUUUUUAUCAUGUGCUCGCAGUUUUUGUGAAUUGCGGGUGUAAGAUAUGUAGUCGUUUAAUGAGUAGGUACGCUAGUGACUGAGUAUAUCACCGUACAUUUUUUGUUUGUUCAGACGAUGACUUUCGGACCGGAGAAACCCUCCUGCGCCAGAGCCUUUUAACUUUUCUGCAUCUCACCCGUCCAUCCAUCCUCCUCGACGACUUCAACCGCAUCCGGUCCCCCAUCAUCACACAUGGACACUAUGAGAAUCGCCAACGAAAACCUGGCCAGCAUCGCAACCGCGCUGGGCUGCACGAGCACGCCGACGGUCGUCCCGCUCGACAGAUUCCAAAACGCAAUCUGCAAGAAAUCGUAGCCAGCGGCCAAGCACGCGACCUCGACUGCGUCGCACGUCGUCUGCAAUUACCGUGUCCGACGCCACCGCUGGGUCAAACUGCAUAUGCGAGAACCAAUCAGCCGCUGGAUCAUGUCCGCUUUGUUGACCUAGGCGCAGUCCGCCAGGGGCAGCAGGUCCAUGAACACGGCAUAGAAAUCGGUGAUCAUGUCCCACGAAGUGCAUGGCAUGUUGAAAGGAGGUGCUGCUCGAACCGGGCAGCAUCCUGCGUGCAGAGGCGCUCCUGGUUGUUCUUUACACGACUGUAUCGGAUGUCGCCCUAUCGCGGAGCUGACACGAGCGGCUCGGGGUAGCAGCUGGUAGCGCGCAGAGGCGCAAUGAUCCGCCGCUGGUAGUCCGAGCGCAGGACGUCUGUCGCAAGCGCCCAGCUGCGUUGCGCCGUAGGAAAGAUCAUCUGGCCGGCGGAGUAAACGAGACACAUGAUAGCCGUCUGCUCGUGCGUCAGUCAUGCGAAUGGCGGGGCGUUGGGGCCGACUUGCCCGCCAGAGAAAUCUGGCGCAGCAGUCUGCGCUUCUCCUUGUUGUCCUCCCCAAAUUUUGCAGCUGGGUGCAGACGCGUAUCCUCCACUAGCCGCUCCGCAAAUAGCCGCGCUACGGCAACAUACAACGCCCAGUACUUGACGUCCGGGCCAGUUGGGUUACGACUCCCUCGUUGUUGGCGGCACCGAUUUCAUGCGGGUUCUAUUGACGCGAAGCUCCUGGCCUGUGUCCCGGUGCUCUGUAUCAGCCAGUUCGUACGGACGCCACUGUCGGGGGUAACUCCCGCUCAUCCACCGUCAUCAGCACCAGUGUGUUGAGCAGGUCCUUCCAGUAGCCAUACGAUUGUCGGAAUUCGCUCUUCUCUGCUUUGACGCGCACAGGCUUGACGAGAAGGCGGAAGUUCGAGACCUCGAGUGCCCAAUCCAUACCCGGUCAAGCAAGCCCGCCGUCUUCGCGAAGCCUACACGCUACGUGAGCUGUUAUAGCGCGUCCGGUGUCCCUUAUUCGGUGGAAAUAUAUGCGGGAGUGCCGUUCGCUGUGGUCCUGCAAUUGGAAUGGCCCCGCCGUCAUCGGAUCGCUGGGCGGCCGCGACGGAGAAGCGUCGGAAUCGGGCGGGUAGAGGUCAUCGAGGAUAUAGUCGUUGAAAAUUUCCUCGAUGUGGCGCAGAGCGGGGCUCUUGACUGACUUCGUGAAUGAGACUAGGGGGCGUUCCACAUGGCGAGCGAGGAGAGCGCAGGUGCGAGUGCGGCUGCUCGUAGAUAUGUACUGCCGAACACAUCUCUUGAUUUCGAGUGACUGAUGGACGCUGGCGGUUCCGCUGCGGCGCUGAAGAUAAGUACUGGUAAGUACUAAGAAGUACUUACAUAACGAGGGAGAUCGACUGGCUCUGGGAUCCAUCAUCCCGCCAACGCUUCCGAGUCGUUCACAGCCACCGCCCAUCAGAGGCGUGACAGAUGAUGUGACCAUUGACUGCUCAUCUCUGGGCUGGCCACUAUGUUUUCUCUUGAACUACAGUAUUUGAUCAUCGAUUCUCUCCAACUCGACAGCACGACAUACCCUGCGCUCAAUUUCCGCUCCGAACGGCUGCGCACGGCCGGUAUCCGACCCGAUGACCUCUCCUUCCGUCUCGUCUGCUCGAGCUGGCACGACCACACCUCGCAGGCUGUCCUCGGACUCUUCAAGGACAUAACUCUGCAGGACACCCGCCAUGCAGCACGCUUCUGCACUCUCGUGCGCACCAGUCCACGCGCGGGUAUCCGCGUGCAGAAUCUCACAGUCCGCGUGGACAAUCUCGAAGUCCGCGUGCAGAAUCUCGCAGGGAUCCACCCGUCCUUCAAUGAGGUGUUGAUGGAUCUACUGUCGGAGGACAUGCAAGAGCGGCUCCCGAACCUGCGCAAGAUCUCCUUCCGAAACCUGCAGUUCUCAGCCAUCCCGCGUGACAAGCGGCUGGGCACUUGGACUCAGGUAGCAGCGGUGUCCUUCAACGAGGAUUGUGUCUUCAAGACCGUGGAUGGCCUGUGGGACUGGGUUGCGCUCUUUGCGGGGUGCGGCUGUCUUUCCUUUGGCCAUAUUUGCCAGAAGAGACCGCCCUCAAGAAGAGUGGCAACUCCACUGGACCCUCCGCGCGUUCACCUGCAAUGUCUGCGCUUCUUUUCACUGAGCUCUAGGGUUUCGUGGAUCCCCGCAGCGUUAGCCUCCCCACAUCUCCGCGUUGAUCGGCUGGAACUGAUCAUCCGCGAAUUGUCCCAUUAUCUGCCCCUUCUACGCAUCCUCUCUCCAAAACUCCAAGAUCUGGAUCUUUUCCGUAUGGUCCCUCACGAAACCCCUCUAGAACUGGGGGAUGGCUGCUGCACCGAGCUGCAUACGUUCACCCUCGCUCGUGUGAUCCCUAUCUCGGAGGAGAUGCCUCUCGCGCUGUCCGACAUUCGAGCGAUCCUUCGCGCAUCACCCAACCUAUCCCGCAUCCGAUUUACCUUUUGUGAGCCCAUCAGCCACCCCACAUUGUCACAGACGGCAUGGGCCUGGAGCAUUCUGGAUACUGUCCUCGCUGGAACGGUCUACAAUGUUUGCAUCAGAUUUCUUUCCCCCUUCAGAUCCCCAGGAGAUCUGCGACAGCUGGAAUGCGAGAGUGCCCUGAAAGCGUACAUGCCUCGGCUUACCGAUCUCGGUGCUCUCCAAUUUGAGUACGAGUAGGAUGGGGCUCUUCUCUGUUGUUGUUUGCUCCACGAGUUGAUUGCACAUGAUAUACUCAGAUGGACCCAAAUCUCCACACAUAGAUAUUCGACUAUAUAGUUAUGUGACCUCUCUUGCGAAUCUUGACACUACGAUGACCAGGUUCCAAUGAGCUCAUGAGCGUGAGGGCCAGCAUGUCUGUCGGUGUCAAGUCUCGGCCGCAACAAAACAGAUCACAA